Diabrotica balteata is the source of this 447-nucleotide messenger RNA. The record is from the annotation of a GenBank genome assembly. Lineage: Eukaryota; Metazoa; Arthropoda; Insecta; Coleoptera; Chrysomelidae.
AUGCAACUACUCGACAAGAUCGUAUCAGAAACGAUAUGGAGUUCUAAGGGAAGCAAAGAUGAAACACCACCUCCCACGGCGACGGCAACCACGGCCCCCGUAGCCACCAGCGAAAAGAGCUUACAGUCUACAAUUGUCAUAAAAGAGGAUCCGAACAAUUUUUUUACGUUCCGAGAUGGUGUUAUCGAACGAGCUGUCAAGGAAUGUACGGCCCAUUUACUCGACGAGACUGAAGGACCAGUAUAUGCAUCAUUUUUGCUCACACAAAUCAAUCAUUGGGACACAGACAAAGAACGCUUACUUUUGUUGACUGCCAAGAACCUAAUAUUAGUAAAAUAUGACUUUAUAGCAUUGAGGCGGCUGGGCUGUAGAAAAGUUAUGUUUAGCGAUAUAGAGGGAAUUGUCGUUGGCAAUCUCGUAUACCCGAACGGUUCUCUGAUACCGUAA